Molecule: messenger RNA, 5142 nt
Organism: Radiomyces spectabilis
Lineage: Eukaryota; Fungi; Mucoromycota; Mucoromycetes; Mucorales; Radiomycetaceae
Exons: 18
Coding region: 173-4840 (1555 amino acids)
Biological process (GO): barbed-end actin filament capping; actin filament bundle assembly; mitotic actomyosin contractile ring assembly
Cellular component (GO): cell division site; mating projection tip
Molecular function (GO): actin binding; small GTPase binding
Source: RefSeq, a predicted model, not a curated record
UUUUCCUUUUCCUUCUAUUGUGAUAAUUCUCACCUUACCUGAACGGUCUAUUUAUACGUGUGGCUUUUUCGCCUGACGAGUACUAUACGGGUUUGAACUCCAUCUCCCAUCCCGCGUAAUCUUGGUGCAUGCCUAGCUCCAUUCAGCGAAGAGUAGCCUAGUUUUCUCCGCCAUGGAUCUCUUCUCAAACAUUGGAGGCAAGCGUCGAAAAAGUAAACCACGACCACAUAACAAGCAUAAGUCCUCUGUAUCGCACUCAACAGCCGUCGCUUACGAGUCCACGUCGCCACAGCACCCCCCUCAAGUGGGUCCUUUGCGUCCACCACCGUUGCGCACGAAACUACAGGACUCGAACGGUAUAACAAGUCAAACAACGCGAUCGUCAACCGAUGACGCAAGUCCUACCGCAAAGACACCGCGGACACACGACAAAUCUCACAGUCCAAAUAGCCCAUCUAUUCAGUCAUGGGAUCACGUCAAUGCUUCUGUACGUAGUGCUCACUCUGUUCAUACCAUGGGAAGCGAUUAUGCUUCGAGUGAAGGCAGUGGGGGUGGUUGGCCCUCGUUUCCAGGAACUGAUGGCAGCAAUGAUCGUCCGUCGGAUCAGGAAAUCGAACGAUUGUUUCAACAAGUAGCCGGUCGUCUGAACCUGAAUCUCGGCAAUGCCAGUUUACGGGAUUUGCCAGCGGAUAAAAAAUGGUGGAUUCUGUGCAAUGAAAGUCAGUUAACGAAGCUGGGAUCCAUUGCCAGUAAAAAAGCAGUGACACGCAACGUGCCUUCAAGCAAAUCAUCUACAAGCGAUGUGCUAGAUACCUCCAAACUCAUGCCAUCCUACUAUAUUCGCGCUUUCCUCAAACCAGAUAAACGAGGGGUAACAUUCAAACUUGUAUCGGACCUGGCCGUAAGAUUGCGUACCAUGCCUCUCAGCUGGGUACGCCAAUUUAUUGAAGAGCGCGGCAUGCAAGUCAUUGCAAACGAAUUGGGGUUGAUCAACAAAAAUUCAGACAGAAACCAGCAACAAUGUCAGAUUGAACUUGAAAUUAUCAAGUGCCUGAGAUCCAUGUUUAACAACGUCUACGGGAUUCAAGAAGCUUUAAAUGGGCAUUAUUGUAUCAACAAUCUGAUCUUAUCAUUGUUGUCACCGUUUAUGCCUGCGCGUCGAUUGGCUUGCGAUACUUUGACUUUUAUGUGUUACUGUGAACAGCCUUCAGGUCAUUCAAUGGUGUUAAGGGGCAUGGAUCUAUUAAAGGAGCAAGGACACGAAUAUGGCCGUUUUGAUGCAUGGCUUGCUUCUUUGCAAGCCGUGCUGGAUGGUCGCGGCAAGAUGGGAUCUUUGGUAGGAGCGAGCAAAGAUUGGAAACAAAUGGGAAUGACAGGCAACCCAGACACCCAUAUCAUGGAAUAUGCGCUUGCCAAUCUCCUCUUGAUCAAUGCCUUAGUGGAUCCAGAUACGGUAGAAGAUCAGGAAGUGCGUGUCACAUUACGAAACCAGCUCUAUCAAGGCGGACUUGCGCAAGUCCUGAAAAAGAUGGAAGCACUGAAUAACGAAUUGAUCAAUCGUAAAAUCGACGAGUUUCACGAACUCGAAGAAAACGAUGCCUCCACCAUGUAUGGCAGCAUGAUUUUCAAUGACAUUUACGAUCCAGACGAACUGUUUGACAAAGUCCGCGCAUCCACGGAAGGGACCCGUGCCCAUGAAUUUCUCCAAAGCAUUCUUCAACACCUUUUAUUAAUCCAACAUGAUCCAGAAACAAGAACGCGGUAUUAUCAGCUGAUUGAUUCACUCAUCACACAAAUUGUGUUGGAUCGUAAAGGGGUGCCCAACGAUUUUACCAGCAUGUAUGGCAUCAGUGUUGGUAAUUUGAUUGCCAAGUUUGCUGAAGGAGACGAGUUGGAGCAAGCGCUCAAGGAGGCCGAACAUGCCAAAGAAAUGGCGACGGUGGCCAUGGAACGUGAAGCGCAAUUGCGGCUUCAAAUAGAUCGAAAAGCAGAUGGCUUGGUUGGCGAAUUGCGUGUGAGGAACGAGGCAUUGGAACAUAACAUUCGCGUGGCCAAUCAAACCAACGCGGUGCUUCAGCAAAGGUUGGAGGAUCUCGAAAUGGAACAUCAACACACGUUGGAAACGAUGAAUUCCCAGAUCAAGAGGCUUUAUUCCAUUGUCCGUCAACUAACGGAAGCCGAUCGAUCUCCGUGGCCAACCAAAGGCAAACCUGACACCGACAUUAAAAUGUGGAAUAUGCAAAACGUCAAUUACGAUUCGCAAAAACAAACACUGUCUUCAGAGUCACUUUCCGAACCGAUUUUUGUUGCUCAGCAAGCGGCAGGAUUAUCUGAAACGUUCAAGCAGUCGCUCCGGACCAAGCUGGGAUCAAGGAUGGGAAGCUUGGUCAAACGCACAGCAUCACAACACAAGAAGGACAAGAAUGAUCUCACUCGCAUCCCCAGUACAAGCAGUAGUAGCAGUACUUCCCGUAGCGGCGUUAAAAGAAAUACGGACGACCACUCGAUACCACGUAUUUCCUCUGAGCUUAGCAUGCAUCCUUUAUCAACCGAGCCAGCUCCAACCGUCGCAGAUGACAACGACGACGACGCUGCGCCUCAUACCCUUAGCGAUAGCCCUGAAUUAUUACCCACACCGACCACCAAUCCCCAAUUAUCCUCUUUACCAACACCAUCUUCAUCGGAUGCCUUGGCUCCACCACCGCCUCCACCUCCACCUCCACCUCCACCUCCACCUCCUCCACCACCGCCGAUUCCUCCUUCAGUGGGAGGUCAAGCACCACCCCCACCGCCUCCUCCUCCACCACCACCAGCGUCGGGUCCAAAUAAUGUUGCAAUAGCGCCUCCUCCUCCACCCCCGCCGCCGCCUCCUCCAUUAAAUGGUGCAAUGAACAAUCUCGCAUCCUCUGCAGGACCGCCUCCGCCUCCCCCUCCGCCUCCCCCACCUUCAGCAUCCUUAUCCGGUUCAACUUUGCCCGAGACACUUUCGCCAAUGACAACAACACCAAUAGCUCCAACGCCGCCAAUGAUGUUUGGUAUGGCCAGUCGCAAGACAAGUGCAUUUCAAGCCAAGCAAAAGCUGAAGUUCAUAGAAUGGGAGAAAAUGAAUCUUGUCAAUAUCGGGCAAACCGUCUGGAAUCACUUGGAUCGAGACAAGGAAACUGAUGCGCAGAAUACGGCUGAAGAGGAUCCAUUUGAACGUUCCAUCGAGUAUAAACUUGCCAAAGCCGGUGUGUUUGACGAUAUUGAAGAAAAAUUUGCCCAAAAACCAGCGGUGCAGCUCAAAAUGCGCAAGAAACCAGAACAAGUCUACAUCAUUGACGCGAAAAAAGCGUAUAAUCUCAAUAUUUUCUUGACAAGUAUCACCAAGAAGAUUCCAUUUGACGAUAUUCCGUCGCGUCUGCUGUCCAUGGAUCCCUACUUUGAUGAUGAGCAAUUGCUUUCCAACCUUCUAAAAUUUAUGCCUACUUCGAAGGAGAUUGAAAAAUUAGCUUCCUUUACCAAGGCAUCCGAUACAGAAUUGCAGAAAUUGUCGCUCCCCGAUCAGUUCUCUGUGCAGAUGAUGAAUAUUCCAAGAUUCAAAGAACGUAUCGAAUGCAUGCUAUUCAGAUCAACGUUUUGGGAACGAUAUCGCCAUCUGCAAAAGCAAAUGACUUCGGUCGUGGAUGCGUCUGAAUCACUUUUAAAUGCUAAAAAAUUCAGGGAGCUUUUACAGCUUAUUCUGGUUCUGGGAAAUUUCUUGAAUGGCAAUACCUAUCGAGGAGGAGCAUUUGGUGUCAAAAUUGCCAGCAUCAACAAGCUUAUUGAUACCAAAGGAGCCGGCAAUACAACGACGUUUUUGCAUUUCUUGGCAGACACGGUUGAAAAGAACUUCCCCGAUGUCCUCAGUUUCUUGGAUGAACUAAAAAGUUGUGGAGAAGCAUAUCAAGUGUCCAAAGCAGAAAUGAUGAACGAAUUCCACGAUCUUCGCACGAGCCUUGUGAAACUUGAUGACGAACUUUCUACCCAUUAUCCAGACGCUUCGACUAGCGAUGAAGACGCUUCAGCAGAUACCUUUGCGCGAACGCUAAGGCGGUUUCAUAUAGAAGCAUCCACCGAGUUUGCAGGAUUGUAUGACCUGCAAGAUCGAACGGUGGCCAAGUACAAUGAAGUCGUGAAAUUCUACGGUGAAGAUCCGAAUAAGAUGCAACCCGAUGAAUUCUUUGAUAUUUUCAAACAGUUUACCACAAGCUGGGAGAAAUGCUCCAUGGAUCUCCGAGUGAUAAAGCAAAAGCACCAACGCCUCGAACUGCAAAAACAGCGCGAAUAUGAGCGACGUACACGAACGCGUUCUGGCGCGACCAAAGCCAUCGGAGUUGACAUCAGCAACUAUGCCGACGGUGAAGAAGAAAAAGAGAUCAUGGAUCGAUUAAUGGAAAAGCUGCGUAUGGGCAACCUUCAAGGAAAAGCCAGACGCCGCAGUGAACGCAAUCGAUAUCAACGAUCAGACAAUGAUCAGGCUGAAACACAAUCGAUUCAUUCCGAUUCCGUAUCGUUGCGCGCCCAAAGAAUGCUGCAUUCAAUCCAAAGCGAUGAUCAAAGCAGUGUCGAGGAAACGGAGAUGGAUUAUGAUGACCGAUCACUGAGCAACCACAGUUCCAUUUUCGAAGUAGCACCGACAAUAGAGGACACCCAUGAAAGUGAUGCCGACGCACCGCCAGCGCGUCACCCGCCAUCGUCUUUACGAUCAAUCCAAACAAACAGGCUUUUAAGGCCUCGAAAGAGCAGUAAACGGCCUGUUUUCGAUCGUUCACUUCAACUACGCAUCCGCGCAAGGAAACAACACCUUUCAACGUCGUAAAACAGCACAAACUACACACACUGGAGCGAACCUGUAACUCUUUUUUUAAUCACCCACUGAAUACCUUACUCCUAGACCCAUUUUUAAUUGUUUUGCUUUAGUUUCUAUUUGUACAGAGGCAUUUGUUUCGUGACCUAGACUCACUUCAUAAUUUCUUUUUCUUCAUAAUAUAUAAUUGCAUACAAACCUGUCACACAUACAUACAAUUCAUUCGCACUGAGACGUGUACAGUGUUUAUCGUUUCUUUGUAAAAAACAAAAAAAAAAGGUGCAUGUGACCAGGAGAGAGGUUUUUGAGACAAC